CGGCGCAGCGACGGAGUGUAACGAGAGCCGCAUUUCAUCCUGUUCAACAUGAAGAGUCUCCUCGUCUUCACCUUCUGUCUGAUCUCAGCUGGAACUGCUGCUGAUAUAUAUGUAACUGGAUUCAUCGGCGGCUCAGUCGAGAUCAGAUGCCCCUACGAAGCCGGAGAUGAAGAAAACAUGAAGUAUCUGUGCCGAGGUAACUGUCAUGUCAUGAACUUUAGAGACAUUCCUGUUCAAUCCGGAUCUCCUCCUAAAGAUCGGAGGUUCUCUCUGUAUGACACAAGAUACAGCAUCUUCAUCAUCACGAUCACUGAUCUGAGACUGGACGAUACCGGAACGUACUGGUGUGGGGUACAGAGAACAGGUCACGAUCUGUUCACCAAGGUUCAGCUACGGGUUACAACAGCUCAUCCUAAGAAAACAACCACGACCUGUACAUCAGUGCCUGAAACCACAGAGACCACACCUACAUCCACAGGUCAUGACCAAUCCACCUCCCACCCGCCAACACAACAAUACUGUCUCGCCAACUGAAACAUGCUAAGUCUUCCCCUACAGAAAAUGAUCCUACGCUUCAACGUCCAACGUUCCUACAUCAACACAGACCAAACAGACUCCAUCUACCAGAACCUGGACCAACACCAGAGCCUGAACCCUGGACGUCACCACGUUAUUUUAAUGUUUGGUGUUUUUUACACGUGUGUUCUUUCCUGCUAGACGUCAAAAAUAAAUCUUACCUUACCAGUCUGACCGUCAUCUGCACCUCAGACACCGAUACUGGGAA
Molecule: messenger RNA, 784 nt
Organism: Trichomycterus rosablanca
Lineage: Eukaryota; Metazoa; Chordata; Actinopteri; Siluriformes; Trichomycteridae
Product: CMRF35-like molecule 1
Exons: 5
Coding region: 49-534 (161 amino acids)
Cellular component (GO): plasma membrane
Molecular function (GO): transmembrane signaling receptor activity
Source: RefSeq, a predicted model, not a curated record